Messenger RNA from Hyposmocoma kahamanoa, 1639 nucleotides. RefSeq names its product putative fatty acyl-CoA reductase CG8306. Gene Ontology annotation, molecular function: alcohol-forming very long-chain fatty acyl-CoA reductase (NADP+) activity. Bases 28 to 1560 code for a protein of 510 amino acids. Lineage: Eukaryota; Metazoa; Arthropoda; Insecta; Lepidoptera; Cosmopterigidae. The record is from RefSeq and is a predicted model, not a curated record. Gene Ontology annotation, cellular component: peroxisome. The transcript is spliced from 12 exons. Gene Ontology annotation, biological process: long-chain fatty-acyl-CoA metabolic process.
CUUGUUCAUAAGUGAAAACCGUCUAAAAUGCUCGAAGAAAGUGAAGUCCGUGCGUUCUAUGCGGGCAAAAACUUUUUCAUAACAGGAGGUACCGGCUUUGUCGGAUUAUGUUUGAUAGAGAAGAUUCUCCGCACGAUUCCUGAUUCUGGCAAAUUGUACUUAUUAAUGAGACCGAAGAAAGGUAAAGAAAUAACAGAGCGACUGGAGGAGUUUCGUACAAACCCGGUGUUCGAGAAGUUGUUAGAGACAAACUCAACAGAUGUCUUCAAGAAACUUGUGCCAGUGGCAGGUGACGUGGGCGAGGAUAAUCUUGGGCUCAGUCCACAGGAUCGUACAACAUUGAUUGAUAAUGUUCAUGUCGUCAUACACUCUGCAGCCACACUUGACUUUCAGGAGAACCUGAGACCGACAGUAAAGAUCAACGUCCUGGGAACUAGAAGAGUCAUGGAAUUGAGUCAGCAGAUCAAGAAUUUGAAGGUUGUGGUCCAUGUGUCUUCGGCAUACGUGAAUUCUUAUUUAAAGGAGGCUUACGAGAAAAUAUAUGAAGCUCCGGAAGACGUGGAGAAGGUCAUCGCACUGGUAGGAACCUUGUCUGAUGAGGGCCUGGACCAGAUUGAGGGCAAGUUGCUGAAGACACACCCGAACACGUAUACAUUCACUAAACAUUUAGCAGAACAUGAAGUGUUGAAAUAUGCUGACUUCUUCCCUUGCACCAUUGUUAGACCAACUAUGAUCGUGGCAGCGUGGAAGGAACCAGUACCCGGAUGGACCUGCUCCAAAGUGGGGCCACAGGGAUUCCUUAUGGGCGCUUCUAAAGGCGUUGUCCGUCGUCUACCAAUAGCGAAGGAAAUCAUCGCUGACUACAUACCAGUGGACAUUGUGAUCAACGAGCUGCUAGUCGCUGGUUGGCAAGCGGCCAAAGCUAAGUCUGGUAUAUCGGUGUACCACUGCUCGUCAUCCACUCAACGUCCGUUCCAAUGGGUGAUGGCAGAUACCCAAGUGAACGCCUUGCUACACAAAUACCCUCUUAAAAGUGCUGUUUGGUACCCAUAUCUAAAGUUCGUUUCAUCUCUAUGGCUGUUCCGGUUGUCGGCGAUUUUCGUUCAUUUCUUUCCGGCAAUACUGCUCGAUAACCUGCUCCGUAUUACUGGCGGACGACCCAUCCUGUUCCGGCUGCAUAAAAACGUGUGGAACUCCCUGAACCGCCUGGAGAAGUUCAUCUUCACCGAAUGGCGCUUCCACAACCAGAACACCAGGGAGCUGGAAGGGAAACUCGGCGACGCCGAUCGGAAGCUGUUCAAUAUCGAUAUCUCUGAAUUAAAUUGGGAUGAGUAUAUAGAGAUACUGGUGCGAGGUGUGCGUCGAUAUCUCAACAAAGAGACUGAGAAAACUCUUCCUGCAGCUAGGAAUAAGGAUUUCAAGCUUCUAAUCUUCCACAUAAUCUGGCAAAUGCUGAUGAUACUCCUCUGCUGGUGGCUGGUCUCCUGCCUCACCGGAUUCUCCAUGACGCAGUGCGCGUGGGCAGCUCCCGUCAGUUACAUUUUGUACUCCUUUUUGUAAAUUAAAUUUUUACAAAAACAUUGAUUCCGGCAGACUAAACUGGGAUUAAUUAAAUUAAGUUCAUAUAUCGAGCCCCCCU